Messenger RNA from Ornithodoros turicata, 2116 nucleotides. It is a transcript of the gene Bx42, whose product is annotated as SNW domain-containing protein 1-like. The record is from RefSeq and is a predicted model, not a curated record. Bases 25 to 1614 code for a protein of 529 amino acids. Gene Ontology annotation, cellular component: spliceosomal complex. The transcript has a single exon. NCBI's taxonomy places the organism in Eukaryota, Metazoa, Arthropoda, Arachnida, Ixodida, Argasidae. Gene Ontology annotation, biological process: mRNA splicing, via spliceosome.
GAGGCGAGUUUUCUAUCAACCGAAAUGGCGUCGCUAAAGACGCUAUUACCUGCUCCCACGCAGUCUGUUUUUGACAGAGAAGAUGAAGACAGAGCUAGAAAAUAUGCACCUUCAUCGCUGCAGCUGGCAUCAACGUCAAGAACAGUACCGGCGUACGGAAAGCGUAAAGGCUGGGUGCCCCGAGGUGUUGAUGACUUUGGUGAUGGAGGCGCCUUCCCAGAGAUUCCCGUUGCACAGUACCCUCUGGAUAUGGGCAAGAAAAAAGAGAAAACAAAUUCCAACGCGCUUCCAGUUCAGCUAGACGCUCAGGGAAAAAUCAAGUAUGACGUUAUAGUCCGACAGGGUCAGUCCAAAGAUAAGGUGGUCUACCAUCGGUUCCAAGACCUGCUGCCAAAAGAGAUCACAAAUGACGAUGAUCCGUCGUUGCAAAAGCCUGACGAAGAAGAGGUGGAGAAAACCACGGAAGAAACCCGUUUUGCACUGGAAAAGCUAACGCAUUCUAAAAUAUCGGCAGCUAUGCCUGUUAGAGCUGCUGAAAAGUUAGCGCCAGCACAGUACAUCCGGUACACGCCGUCGCAACAAGGCAUGGCCUUCAACUCUGGGGCAAAGCAGAGAAUCAUUCGAAUGGUCGAAGUACAGAAAGACCCGAUGGAACCACCACGCUUUAAGAUCAACAAAAAGAUCCCCCGAGGGCCUCCCUCACCACCAGCUCCAGUUAUGCACUCUCCAACACGAAAGGUGACCGUAAAAGAACAGCAAGAGUGGCGUAUUCCUCCGUGCAUCUCAAACUGGAAGAACGCGAAAGGUUACACGAUCCCGCUGGACAAGCGCCUGGCUGCCGACGGUCGUGGCCUGCAGCAGGUUCACAUCAACGAGAACUUUGCAAAGCUGGCGGAAGCACUGUACAUAGCCGAUCGUAAGGCCCGUGAAGCUGUGGAAAUGCGAGCCCAGCUUGAAAAGAAGCUGGCGCAGAAGGAGAAAGAGAAGAAGGAAGAGCACCUGCGCCAGCUCGCCCAACGAGCCAGAGAAGAGCGGGCGGGCAUCAGGACUCAGGCACCGGCAAAUGACGAAGAGGCGCACGAGAGGGACCAGAUCCGCUACGAAAGACACAAGGACCGACAGAGAGAACGCAACAUUGCAAGGGCCGCGCCGGAAAAGCGAAGCAAGCUCGAAAAGCAGCGUGAACGUGACAUCAGCGAACAGAUUGCCUUGGGAAUGCCAGGUGCACGCACAAGCGAAGUCCAGUUCGACCAGCGUCUCUUCAAUCAGAGUAAAGGGAUUGGAAGUGGCUUCGGACACGACGAUGUGUACGACGUCUACGACAAGCCGUGGCGAUCCACUCAGCAGUCCGUGUACCGCCCCCGUAACCAGGACAAGGACGUCUACGGGGAAGACCUCGACAAGUUGGUCAAGACGUCUCGCUUUGUUCCUGAUAAAGAGUUUUCCGGAACGGACCGUUCAUCAAAGAGGGACGGCCCUGUGCAGUUUGAGAGGGUGGAAGAAGAAGAUCCAUUCGGCUUGGACAAGUUCUUGACGGAGGCCAAAAAAGCCAGCAAACGGCCGUCGGAUGAUCAGGACCAUCAUCGGGGCAAGAGCAAGCACCGGAAGGAAUAAACCCAUUGUGCUUGCAAGGGAGACUCUACAUUCAAUGCUGAUGCUUGCACGAAGGUCAAUGGCUGCCACGAAGGGACAUGCGUAAAUGCUUCUCGAGAGACACACAGAGAAAACACGGAGGGAGUUGACAUUGUUAACAAAGAAGAAAUCACAGUGUGAAACACAAUGAGUGAACCUUGUGAUGAGACACUAGAAUGUACAUUGUUGCAUACAUUGGUUGUCAGUUUUUAACUUUACAAGCGCAUGGCCGUAGUUAUUCAGGAGGAGCAUGUUGUGCAUAAAAAGGAAGUGCCUUUUCGGGUAAUUCUGGAAAUCUUAUAAGAGUGAUAGGUGUAAAGUUGCUAUUUCCUGCAAGUGGUACUCCCUACCCUGUACACCUAGGAGGUGUCUCAGCAACAUAAUUACUGCUCAGAAAGCAUUCAUUUGUGUAAAGCUAGCCCCGAUUCAUGGUCCUCAUAAAUGUAUUGUCCUUGUAUGUCCAAUAAAUGUCUGUUCUUGUGGA